UUGUUCCGUUCCAUUUAUGCUCAUGCACGUGGUUUGAAAUUCCACUUAACCUAGUUUAACUUAAUAUGAAAUUUGAGGAAAAUGUGUCUAAGUAACACAUGGAAAACUGAUUUUACAAGGACAAGUUACCCAUAAGUAAAAAUUAGAGAAAUAAGUACAUAGUAGAAAUUUCAUCAGAAAUACUAUUUUAUAACAAUGGCAAAUCAGACAUGUGAUGAAUCUGCCAACAAGAUACGACUAAUAAACUCAGAUGAUGAAGGAUCCAUUCGAUUGCAAACUGACAAUCAACAGAAACCUGUAGAUAGGGUGCAGAUGAAAAAGCAGCUUGGUCUUCUAGAAGGAGUAGCUAUUAUAUUAGGAAUUAUAUUUGGUUCAGGAAUUUUUAUUACACCAAAGGGUGUCAUACAAGAAGUAGGCAGUGUUGGACUAUCUCUAAUCAUAUGGAUACUGUGUGGUUUGCUUUCUAUGGUGGGUGCAUUGUGCUAUGCCGAGCUAGGUACCAGUAUACCACGUAGUGGAGGAGAUUAUGCUUAUAUUCAUGAGGCUUUUGGUGUAUUACCUUCAUUCUUGUACUUAUGGGCUGCUAACUUAAUUUUUGUACCAACAACGAAUGCUAUCAUGGGAUUAACCGUUGCUGAGUAUGUCCUGAAACCAUUUUUUCCCAACUGUAGUGUUCCAGAUGAUUGUGCGCGAUUGAUAGCUGCACUGAGUAUAUGCUUGCUCACAUUCAUUAAUUGCUAUGAUGUGAAGGAAACUUCUAAGAUGCAGAAUAUAUUUAUGUUUGCUAAAAUUGGAGCGCUGGUGAUUAUUAUCAUAGCUGGAUUGAGCUGGCUUUGUAUAGGUCAUACAGAAAAUUUUGAGAAUAUUUUCGAAAACACAAAUUCCAGUCCUGGUAAGAUCGCCGUGGCAUUUUAUUCUGGCAUAUUUUCGUAUUCGGGAUGGAAUUAUCUAAAUUUCAUGACGGAGGAACUAAAAAAUCCUUAUAAGAAUCUACCACGCGCAAUUUACAUAUCACUGCCGUUAGUGACUUUUAUCUACGUUAUGGCUAACGUAGCUUAUCUGGCGGUUUUAACGCCGACAGCUAUGAUCGCUUCCAAUGCUAUCGCGGUGACUUUCGGCAAUCAAAUACUUGGAUAUUUGGCCUGGACCAUAUCUGUAAUGGUGGCUGUGUCGGCUUUCGGCGGAUUAAGCGUACACAUAAUGACGUCGUCAAGAAUGUGUUUUGUUGGUGCUAGAAAUGGUCACUUCCCCUCGAUGUUGAGCCACAUCAACAUGUCCAGAUUGUCGCCUACACCUGCCUUAGUAUUUCUGUGUAUUCUGUCUCUGGUGAUGCUAUGCACAAGCGAUAUCAUCGUACUAAUCACAUACUGCAGCAUAGUAGAGUCGUUUUUUAUUACGAUUUCUGUGGCUGGAAUUUUGUGGCUACGCUAUAAACGGCCUGACAUUGAACGGCCGAUCAAGGUCCCUUUAUGGAUACCUAUAGUAUUCGUAGCAUUAUGCACUUUCUUAAUUCUCGUACCUUGUUAUGAGAGGCCGUACGAGGUUGGAAUGGGUAUUCUGAUUACUGUCUCCGGUAUACCCGCGUACUUCUUUGGGGUCGUUUGGGAAAACAAGCCAUCUUGGUUCCAGAAAAUCAAUGUUAAAGCUACUCAUACUGUACAGAAGUUAUUUCUGUCUGCGAAAGAGGAACGUGAAAUUAAUUAGCUGAGUGAUAAAAUUUGUAAAUUAAAUCCCACCGAAUAAGUUAAGAAAUGAUGCUGUCGAGACGAUCCAGGAGAUCGAGAAAUUUUGUGAUCUGCAUAUUUAUAAAAAUUAGAAAAAUAUCAGGAUUUAAGUGAAAAGACUUCCAAAGAUUAAAGAAUUUAGAUAUAUUUAAAGAAUCCUAAUAAUGUAAAACGCUAUGUGUAUUAUGAAGUGCUAGAAACUGCACAUAAAAAUCGGUGUAAAAAGGA
Odontomachus brunneus is the source of this 1952-nucleotide messenger RNA. RefSeq names its product Y+L amino acid transporter 2 (gene gb). Lineage: Eukaryota; Metazoa; Arthropoda; Insecta; Hymenoptera; Formicidae. The transcript has 11 exons. Gene Ontology annotation, molecular function: L-amino acid transmembrane transporter activity. Gene Ontology annotation, biological process: amino acid transmembrane transport. The record is from RefSeq and is a predicted model, not a curated record. Gene Ontology annotation, cellular component: membrane. Bases 196 to 1704 code for a protein of 502 amino acids.